AUGAACGCGCCGCCGCGCCCACCCUCGCCGGCGGCGACACCCCUGCAGUCAUGCGCCGCCACCACGUCGUCAGAUGUCGAUGUGGCCGCCAACGCGCGGAAGGAAGAAACGCGGGGCCGACUGCUCCUCCACGCCGCCAUUGACGGGAACCUCGACCUCCUCGCCAGGAUGGCGGUGGACUUGGAGGCGACGACGCGGCGCGGCGGGGCCGGCGUCUGGUCGACGUGCGGCCCCCAGGCGCUGCGCCUGGCCGCGGCCAACGGCCGGACGGUUGUCUGCCGGUACCUCGUCGAGCACCUUGCCGUCCCCGUCGACGCACCCUCCUCCUCCGGCGAGACGCCUCUGCUCCUGGCGGCCACGUCCGGGCACACCGCGACGGCGGCCUACCUCCUCGACCGCGGCGCCGACCCGCGCACCGCGGAGAACGACGGCGAGACCCCGCUCCACUGGGCCGCCUACAACGGGGAUCGCGAGCUGGCGAUGCUGCUCCUGUCGAGAGGCGCCGACGUGGGCGCGGCCAAUCCCAGGGGCACGGCGCUGCACGUCGCUGCGGCGCAGGCGCACCCGGCCGUCGUCGCCCUCCUGUUGCACCACGGUGCCGAUCCGAACAAGGUUGCGAAUCGCAUCUUCACGCCGUUGGUCUCCGCGCUUCUCGGCGGCUCUUUGGAAUGCAUGAAGCUGCUCAUUCAGGCUGGUGGGGACGUCAAUUCCGGGGGACUCCAUGGAGCGAAAGCAACCCCUCUGUUGUUAGCAUGCAGCCGCCGCGGCAACAUCCGAUUUAUCAACUGCUUGUUGGAGGCUGGAGCAGACCCCAACUUUCCUGAUGAACUUGGUAGGUUACCUAUAGAAAUCGCCGCGGUUCAUGCUGAACAGGAAGUUGCUGAACUUCUGUUUCCUGUAACUCGCUGUCGACCGGCUCCAACCAUACUAGACUGGAGUAUCGGUGGGAUAGUGAGACAUGUAAACUCUGCUGCUUACAAGGAGUGGGAGAGAAAAGCCUCUCAUAAGAGGAAAGAAGAACUGAAACUGCAAGGAAACUCAGCCUUCAAAAUUGAGGACUACGACGCGGCCGUUCUUUAUUACAGCAUGGCGAUGAAAUUUGAUGAUGGCACAGAUGCCAGCUUAUAUUCAAACAGGAGCAUCUUUUGGCUCCGCCUUGGCAUGGGCGAUGAAGCACUGUCGGACGCGUGUGCCUGCAUCAGGAUGCAGCCUGACUUGGCCAAUGGCUACUACCGUAAAGGAAUGGCCUUGUGUUUUCUUCAGGUGAUCAUCAUGGCACUGGCUAUUCUACUCUUUGUGGCUGUGAACUAG
Messenger RNA from Lolium rigidum, 1311 nucleotides. RefSeq names its product putative ankyrin repeat protein RF_0381. The transcript is spliced from 9 exons. The coding region runs from base 1 to 1311 and encodes 436 amino acids. Lineage: Eukaryota; Viridiplantae; Streptophyta; Magnoliopsida; Poales; Poaceae. Gene Ontology annotation, molecular function: protein binding. The record is from RefSeq and is a predicted model, not a curated record.